AUGCUCUCCGCUCUCACUACCAUCUCAGCGCCUCGCCCCCUCGUUCGCACAUCGGCGCCGUGGGCGAAAGUCUUAACCCGUUUCAGCAGUCCCAACGCUCAGCGACGUCUUCACACUCCCUCAACAGCACACCCUUCUACAUGCACCAACGGUCAGCCCUCGCUUCGGCUUUAUCGUGGAGGAGGUGCGGGAAGCCAACGGAGGGAGUCGCCCUUAUGCAUAGUGCAACAAUGGCCACCCGCGUUGGGGUCUGUGCGGACGUCUGUCACGAGCCCAAAACAAUGGCACGCCCGCCAAUCCCGCGACACCUUCGUCAAGCAACGCGCGCAGGACGGGUACCGCUCCAGAGCAGCAUACAAGCUGGAAGGGAUCCAGAAACGAUUCGGCUUGAUGAAGCGGGGGAUGAAUGUGUUGGAUUUGGGCGGAUGCCCCGGUGGAUGGGCGCAGGUUGCCGUUAAAUUCGUCGGCGGUGGUGGGCGGGGGAGAAAACCAUCAGAGAAUCUCGAAAAGGAGGGUGAUACCGCUACAGAGACCGCUCACCCCAGCAAAACGGGCAAAGUAGUCUCCAUCGACCUCCUCCCCACCGACCCCAUCGCCGGCGUCGACAUCAUCCAGGGCGACAUGACCGACCCAAAGGUGCUCGCCCGCAUCCACUCCAUCAUCAAUCCGACCGAGACUCCCACAUCGCUCAAAACUCCUGCAUUCGACGUAGUCCUCUCCGACAUGGCCCACCCGUUCACAGGCUCGCGCACUGCCGACGUGUUGCGUGUUAUUAGCCUGUGCGAGCUGGCGCUGAGCGUGGCGGAGAGCGAGGGCGUGUUGAAGAGUGGGGGUGCGUUUGUGUGUAAGUUUAUUCAGGGGAGUGGGGAUGCUGAUUUGAAGGCAUUGCUUGAAACCCGCUUUGCGAAAGUCGCGUACGAGAAACCGGAGGCGAGCAGGAGUAGGAGUGCGGAAGGGUAUCUGGUUUGUCUCGGGUAUCGCCGACCGGCUGCAUCUGAGUGA
Molecule: messenger RNA, 1002 nt
Organism: Fimicolochytrium jonesii
Lineage: Eukaryota; Fungi; Chytridiomycota; Chytridiomycetes; Spizellomycetales; Powellomycetaceae
Product: FtsJ-like methyltransferase-domain-containing protein
Exons: 3
Coding region: 1-1002 (333 amino acids)
Biological process (GO): RNA methylation
Cellular component (GO): mitochondrion
Molecular function (GO): rRNA (uridine-2'-O-ribose)-methyltransferase activity
Source: RefSeq, a predicted model, not a curated record